AUGAUGGACACCAUUCUCACAACCACUGGCCAUGUAUCGCCUCUGGCGCAACUCGUCGUCUUCUUUUAUAAGCUGCUAGGCACGCAAUUUGGCUUGGAUCCGUCCAUGGUGCUGGCCAUUUUGGGAUUCAUAUGGGGCGCAUUAAAGAUCGGGUCGCAGAUUCACGAUUACACCCAGAGAUUUAUUGACGAUUAUCUCAUGUGCGCCAUGUACAUUUCCGAGGAUGACCACAUAUAUUUGCAUCUGAUGAAGUGGUUAUCUCACCACCCCAGCAUCAGAAACAACCAAUACCUCAUGGCCCAGACCGUCUGGAAGAGCGCCUGGGAAGAAGAAGAAGAGCUGGAAGAUGCCUUGUUCUGGACAGAUGGUGGCGAAGUUGGUGGUGGCAAUAGGAUGUACCUAAAUUUCGCCAACCAAGCAGCCAGAUCGAGUCCCAGGUUUGUUCCUGCUAUGGGUUCAACAGCAUUUUGGCACAAGGGAACGUAUUUUCGAGUUCACCGAAAAAAGGAAUCGUUUGUCAACACUCAUUCCUGGGGAGGCCCAAUGAAAGACCUAGAAGAGAUUAAGGUUUCUUGCUUUGGUCGUUCCAUCGAUCCAAUCAAAGAGUUGCUCUCGGAUGCCAAAGCUCUUUAUUAUAAUGACACGCGCCAAAAGACGACUAUCUAUCGUCCCAGAGUCAAGGAGCAACGAAGGGACCAUAACAUGUGGCAGCAAGUAGCACGACGGCCCGUUAGACCCAUGUCAACAGUUGUGCUCGACUCUGGCGAAAAGCAUGAUAUUCUGGCCGACGUCAACGAAUACCUGCACCCCUGGACGCCGCGGUGGUAUGCAUCUCGAGGUAUUCCGCUGAGGCGGGGAUAUCUUUUCCAUGGGCCACCAGGUACCGGAAAGACGAGCUUCUCUUUUGCGCUGGCGGGCGUGUUUGGCAUCGACAUUUAUGUGAUUAGCCUGCAGGACGCCGGCGUAAACGAAGAAGAUCUAGCGACAUUGUUCACCAAAUUGCCAAGAAGGUGCAUUGUUCUUCUGGAGGACAUUGAUACCGCAGGGCUAAAGCGAGAUCUUAGCUCUGAGAGUGACGACAAGACGGAGGACAAGAAGAGUGAAGAAAAGGGCAAGAAAGACAAGAAAAAGAAGCACAAGAGUACGUCUGAUACCAGCGACGGUGAAUCGGAGAGCGAGGUUGAAGUAAAACCAAAGAAGAGAGCUUCCAGAAAGAGGGAUGCCGGCAAGAAGAACCCCGUAGCUGUGGAUGGCAUAUCUUUGUCUGGUCUCCUCAACGCUAUCGAUGGCGUUGCAUCUCACGAAGGCCGCGUUUUGAUCAUGACAACCAAUAAGCCCGAGGCUCUAGACGAGGCCUUGAUUCGUCCCGGCAGAGUCGACGUCCAGGUGAAAUUCAGCAAUGCUAGUAGCGUUCAAGCUGGAGAAUUAUUCCAUCGGAUGUACGAGGCAUCUCGUCAUAAUGAGACAAGCAAGAAGGCUAUUGCGGAGGAGGAGGCAGACAAGUCGAACGAACAACCAGUGGCAAAACACGAUACCGAAGAGCUGGAGGGAAUCACAGCAGAGGAGAUGAAGACGAUCUCUGAAGAAUUUGGACGGCGGAUCCCAGAGGGCGUUUUCUCACCCGCCGAAAUCCAGGGCUUCCUGCUCAAGCGCAAAAAGGUUCCGCGCCGAGCAUUGGAUGAAGUAUCAGAAUGGGUCGAAGCGACGAUGCGACAGAAGGAGGCGAAUUCCAAAGUCUCAACUGUGCAGUGA
Molecule: messenger RNA, 1752 nt
Organism: Trichoderma harzianum CBS 226.95
Lineage: Eukaryota; Fungi; Ascomycota; Sordariomycetes; Hypocreales; Hypocreaceae
Exons: 3
Coding region: 1-1752 (583 amino acids)
Biological process (GO): protein insertion into mitochondrial inner membrane from matrix; mitochondrial respiratory chain complex III assembly
Cellular component (GO): mitochondrial inner membrane
Molecular function (GO): ATP binding; ATP hydrolysis activity
Source: RefSeq, a predicted model, not a curated record